Messenger RNA from Heterobasidion irregulare TC 32-1, 249 nucleotides. RefSeq lists its product as uncharacterized. The record is from RefSeq and is a predicted model, not a curated record. The transcript has 2 exons. NCBI's taxonomy places the organism in Eukaryota, Fungi, Basidiomycota, Agaricomycetes, Russulales, Bondarzewiaceae. The annotation marks the transcript as partial.
CGCCCAUAUUCCGCCGCAUCCUCGCCACCACCAAAUCUAGACUCGGGCGAGCAGGUCAUCUACCAUAAGCUCACCGAGCGGUUCAAGCCCUCCGAGUUGCUUGUGCAGGAUGUUUCGGGUGGGUGCGGCUCAUUCUACGCUAUCACCAUCGCGAGUCAGGCGUUCAAGGGGUUGUCGAUCGUGAAGCAGCAUAGACUGGUGAACGAUGCCCUGAAAAAGGAGAUCGAAGGGAUACACGGACUGCAGGUG